GAAAUUUCUUUCUUCAGAUAAAAUGUUCAGUGAAUGAAAGGGAACGAACAAACUGUAAGGGAUUGAUGUUGUUUCCAGUCACCGCUGACGCACAUAUAUUCUUGGGUGUGACCAUUUUCAUCGACACGACAUGCCCAGAGGUGACUUCACCGUGAAUUGGUCGAGUAGAGGGAGCGGAGGUGCAUUCCACAUCCCAGCUGAAGAGGCUGCAGGCAUUGCCCUUCUUGUUAUCAUUCUCAUGAUUCUGCUGAUCAUUGGGUGCUGGUACUACAAAAGAAGGAGUGGAUACACAAUGAUUUGGAGCCGAGGUACAGCCAGCAGCAUUCGAAGAGCCUUGAUGAGAUCUGGAGACUACAGUGAAGAAGGAGCCACUCCAGAAAACAAAUUCCCCUUGAAUGAGUACAGCAAUCUGAACACAGUGGUUCCCGAUGCCCCUCCAGUUUAUGAGAAGAUAUCUGCAGGAUCUUUACCACCUCCGUAUUCUCCCUGAAGUGUCCAGUGGUGUCUGCCCAUAGUACAGAACCUGAAGGUGUAAAUGUGGUCUCUGUGGUGGUUUGUGUUCAUUUACAUGUUCAAGUGAAAAUACUGUAUGUUUAAACUGUCCUUGUUUCCUUUCAUCAUAAUCAGUGUUUUUCUCUAUUAAAUCAUACAUCCGGAACAUGAUGAGCAACCCUUUUGUUAUUCAUAGAAAAAGUAAGUUCCUGGUCCAGAUACAGUAUGAUGGCACUGAUUGUGUGUGUGUAUAUCAACCAACAUCAUUUAUCUAUAUCUAUCAUCUUUCAUAGUAGACCACCAUCACAAAA
Molecule: messenger RNA, 803 nt
Organism: Polyodon spathula (Mississippi paddlefish)
Lineage: Eukaryota; Metazoa; Chordata; Actinopteri; Acipenseriformes; Polyodontidae
Product: melanoma antigen recognized by T-cells 1-like
Exons: 5
Coding region: 131-490 (119 amino acids)
Cellular component (GO): melanosome
Source: RefSeq, a predicted model, not a curated record